Messenger RNA from Pseudophryne corroboree (corroboree frog), 9630 nucleotides. It is a transcript of the gene SRCIN1, whose product is annotated as SRC kinase signaling inhibitor 1. The coding region runs from base 223 to 4182 and encodes 1319 amino acids. Gene Ontology annotation, biological process: regulation of dendritic spine morphogenesis. Gene Ontology annotation, cellular component: postsynaptic density; actin cytoskeleton; cytoplasm. The record is from RefSeq and is a predicted model, not a curated record. Lineage: Eukaryota; Metazoa; Chordata; Amphibia; Anura; Myobatrachidae. The transcript is spliced from 21 exons.
GCCACUGCCAUUGCAGCCUACUCAAUAUUUACACUGGAGGGCACCGGGCAACUACUUUUAUACACAGUUUGGAGCGCCGGACAUACAAAAAUAUAUAUAUUUCUAGCUCUGGUGCCCUCCUAGUGGGCGAUGUCUCCCACACACAUGCAAUCCAUGAUCGGGCGGCACUCAGAGACUGGACAUUGGUGAAUGCAAAAAAUCCCACAGUGUGUAUUUAAUUAAAUGGUGACAUUUCGGGAACUUGCCUUCUUCAGACAAAAAUACAGUGCAAAGUGUGACAAUAAAUACAAGCCGGCGGCAUCACGGACCAUACUGGGGGAGGAACAGGAGGGGGAUUCCAGCCGGUCUGGGACACACAUGAUCUCUGCAGACGAUGCUGAAUACCCCCGAGAGUACCGUACUCUCGGUAACGGGACAAGGCGUUUUUCUAAUGUGGGGUUGGUGCACACUUCAGAGCGCAGACACACUGUGAUUGCUGCCCAGAGCCUGGAAGCACUGACAAAUCUACAGAAGUCUGACAUGGAAAGGAAGAGAGAUGCUUUCAUGGAUCAUCUUAAGAACAAAUACCCUCAACAUGCUCUGGCUCUCCGCGGUCAGCAGGAGAGGAUCCGAGAUCAGUUGCUUCAAGGCUCUUCAUCUAUCCUGCUUGCAGGGACUCCAUGCAAUCCUGAGGCUCUGAUGUAUAGAGACCCACAGGAGAAUGCAGUGCCUGUGUGCCUAGAUAACUCAUCAUCGCAACCAAACUACUGGAGCUUUAAGACUAGAAGCUCACGCCACUCCCAAAGCGCACAACCUGGCCUUGCAGAUCAAGCAGCCAAACUGUCCUUUGCAUCUGCUGAGUCCCUGGAGACCAUGUCUGAAGCCGAGCUACCACUGGGGUUCAACAGGAUGAAUCGUUUCCGGCAGAGCCUGCCAUUGUCUCGAUCCACCAGCCAAACAAAACUACGUUCACCAGGGGUUUUGUUCCUGCAGUAUGGGGAUGAGACAAGACGGGUGCACAUCACCCAUGAGAUUACCAGCAUGGACACAUUACAUGCUCUUAUUGUGCACAUGUUCCAGCAAAAACUCACCAUGGGAAUGCUGAAAUCUCAUAACACGGCCAUACUUAUCAAGGAUGAGUCCCGCAAUGUCUUCUAUGAAUUGGAGGAUGUCAGAGACAUCCAGGACAGAAGUAUUAUAAAGAUCUACCGGAAGGAACCCAUUUAUUCCUCGUUUCCUGCUCCUCACAUCACCAACGGGGACGUGAGAGUAAGCGGAAAAGACCGCUGGUCAGACUGCUGUCACCGGCUUUGGCUGGGUCUGGGCUGGGGGCCGGAACGUGAGAUGAUGUACAGUUCCAGGGAUUCUUCUCCUACUCGGCGCCUCAAUAGCAUGUCUCCUGCUUCCCACAUGACCACGGGGUCUCCUCCUCCAGUGCUUCAGUCCUCCUCCCCAGCACGCUCCCGCAUGUCUUACAGUGGUGGACGGCCACCUUCCUAUGCUGGAAGUCCCGUACACCAUGGGGACAGAAUGUCUGGUCUCCCUCCGGCCCAAGGAGUCUCCCCCAGUCCUAGUGCUAUUUUGGAGAGAAGGGAUGUAAAGCCUGAUGAAGAUCUCUCCAACAAGAAUGUGGUGCUGGUGAAGAAUGAGGGACUCUAUUCUGAUACUUAUGGAAUGGUUCAUGAAGGUAGACUUAGCAUUACAUCCACUCAGUCCCUUGCUGGUCUGGGUGACCCUUUCUCAUACCCAGGGGGCCUGUACAAGCGUGGGUCAGUGCGCUCUCUGAGCACGUACUCUGCAGCUGCUCUACAGUCAGAUCUAGAAGACGGAAUGUACAAACCUAACUCUCAAAUAUAUGGAGACACAUAUGGUCCUGGGAUGGGAUACCGUAUACCACCAUCAUCGCCACAGAAGGUGUCAGAUGGAAGGAUGGUGGAUGUACAACAGAGUCAGGGUCCCCAUAGUCCCUACUCAGGGCCUUCUAGCCGCUCGUCCCCUGUACGCCAGACUUUCCGCAAAGAUUCUUCCUCUUCCGUAUUCAUGGAUAGCCCUGUUGGCAAACAAAGGAACCCUAGCUCUUCCUCGGUUAACAACGAAAUAUUCCCUGGUCCAGGUGAACGUCCUUUGUCUGGUUUCAGCUCUCCAGUACCCACUAAAGAGGUGGAGACCAGAGACCGAAUGGAAGCCAUGGAAAAGCAGAUUGCCAGCCUGACAGGACUGGUCCAGAGUGCACUUAUGCGUGGGUCCGACAGCGACAAUCCUAGUGAGAAGUCAGAGGCUGCAAAUAGCGGCUCACCAGUGCCUGGCCAUCAAAACGCUGGUACCCCAAUGUCCACUCCUACACCUGGGUCCAAUUCCACCCCAGCUGACCAGAGUAAGGCAAUCACCCGCCUGCACAUGCAGCUUCAUCUCCAUGACCUGCAGCACAAUGCCAGCGAGCUGAGGAACCAGUUGCAGCAGCUGAAAAAAAUGCAGCUGCAGAACCAGGAGACUGUACGGACCAUGCUGAAACGCACAGAGACAGAGAUCAGUGUGCGAGUUACUGACACCAUGCGUAAGCAAGAAGACCCAUUGCAGCGGCAGAGAGCUAUGGUAGAGGAAGAGAGACUGAAAUAUCUGAAUGAGGAAGAGUUUAUAACUCAGCAACUAAAUGACCUAGAGAAAUCAGUGGAGAAAAUCAAGAAAGAUCUUGCGCACAACCACCGUCUGAUCUCUACGCAGGAACUGGAGGAGAAAGCGGUGGUGCUGAAGCAGCUCGGGGAGACACUGACCGAGCUUAAAGCUCAGUUCCCCAGUUUGCAAAGUAAAAUGCGCAUAGUUCUGCGUGUGGAGGUGGAGGCUGUGAAGUUCCUGAAGGAGGAACCACAUCGCCUGGACGGGCUGUUGAAGAGAUGCAAGAUGGUUACAGACACAUUGGCUCAGAUUCGCAAUCAUACUCUUCCAUUCUUCAGACAAGUAGAAGAAGGGGUGUGGAACACACCAGAGAAUCUUCACAAUCUUCACUCCAAGCAAAUAGCUGACGGAGAUUUCUCCAAGAGCACAGGGUUUGAGCUGCCCUCAAGUCCUCCAACAAACUUCUCUCAACUGAAUGAGUCUAAGACACACAGUUGGGAGUCUGUGUGUCACGGUGAUGCUGCAUCUCACACUAAUAAUCCUACCCGAGGGGAGAUGGUUACUGUGAAGACUCAGACAGUCCCAGAGACACAGAACAAGAGGGUGGGAGCAGAGAAAUCUGUGUCUGUGGAGGCAGCAGAGCGAGACUGGGAGGAGAAACGAGCAGCACUGACACAGUACAGUGCCAAAGACAUAAACCGUCUACUGGAAGAAACUCAGGCCGAGCUCAUGAAGGCUAUUCCAGAUUUGGACUUUGCAGCCAAGCACAAAGCAAGUGGGAGUGCAACAUCAACCCCAGAACACCGUGCCAGCAAGCCACAGCAAGCACAGAAACUCAGUACCAAAAUAGACCCCAAUGGGAGAAGAGGAUCUGAUGAGCUGACAGUACCCAGAUACCGGACCGAGAAGCCUUCUAAAUCCCCACCUCCUCCUCCACCUCGCCGCAGUUUUCCAUCCUCACAUGGCAUCACUACAACUCGAACGGGAGAGGUGAUUGUCACCAGCAAGAAAGAUUCGACAUUUAUCAAGAAGUCAGACUCUGAGGAACUUGAGAGCCAGAAACCUCAGGUGAAGCUUCGUCGUACUGUGUCUGAAGUCGUUCGUCCGGCAUCCACGCCACCCAUAAUAGCAUCUGGCAUUAAGGAUGAUGAUGAUGAAGAUCGGAUUAUAGCCGAGCUGGAGGUGUUUCAGAGAAGUUCUGGCUCCCACUUUAUUCCUCAGUUCCAUUGUGAUCACAGCAAUGCAUCCCAAGUGGUGCCACGUCCAGCACAACUGUGGUCCAAUGAGGCCACCAUAGAACAAGGAAGAUGGAAGAGUGGGGGCGUAUCAAUUCCUCCCAUGAAGAUGGUAAACCCAGUAGGCUCACGGCUAAAGAGCGUUCAGCAGAGCAGCGGGGACAAGAGCAACAAGCACUCCAAACAAAGAAUGGAGUACAUGAGGAUCCAGGGCCACCAGCAGGCAGCUAGAUCAUCUAAAGAGGCUGGUUGUGUGAAUGAGACUAACCCAGGAUCGGAUAAAACUGCUCCUUCUCGAACCUCUAUUCCUGUACUAACUUCCUUUGGUACAAGGAACUCCUCUAUUUCAUUCUGAAUUAUCUACUUAACAACUUUUUACUCAACUGUGCUCUACUCAUCUGUAUCCUCCUUCAUGCGCCUUGAAGUGUAGACUAUAAAUUGGCCAACUUCUGGCUGAAAGUCCCCUCACCACUUUUCCCCUCUGCGUCUGGUCAGCUUUGAGAACAAUACUACAGCAAAGGGCUGAAACCGCAGAGAGAAGUGUGAGAGACAUGACGUACAACAGUCGAUGCAUUCCAUGGUGCCUCCCACCUGCCCAGGCCUGACUGUUACCACACCUGCAGCUGGUCAUCUUUCCAAAUGAUGUAGAUAUGAAUCUCCGAAAGCCAGGAUAUUACCAGACAUUUUCUCGGGGUUCUGAGCAUUGUAUGUUGCUUUGUUUCUUUUUUUUGUUUUGUUUUUAUUUUCUAUGCUUUAUAUAUUUGUUGUUCCUGUGGUUUCUGUGGAAGUCUAGAGAUGUCAGGAUGAUAUUAUUUUGUGUGUUGCGUUGCCAGCAAUAAGCAAAGACCCAACCCCAAGAAAGUAGAUUGUAUUUUUGGAUGUUUGCACUGCACCCACAAUUUCGGAAUAGUCCAGAUGUGUAAUGUGAUAAGUUUCUUAACCGCUCUGGGGUUAAUCAUACAAAGCACAGACAGAAAGUAAAUGUUUGGGUUCUUGGUCACAAGUGUGGUGUUAAUGAUCACUCACAAAGCAUGCAAGAAGUCAAGAUUGGUGACGCCUACACUGUUCUCUUUUUCUAGCAAUAGCUGUCCACUGACCAGCCAAGGACAGGUACAGGAAGUGGACCCAGGGCAAAAUCUAAGGAGAACCCAAGGCUUACAUUGUCCAAAGAGUUGCAGGAACUUAGGAGUUGAGUGACCACCCUAUGGUAUUGUUGUGAACAUUCCAUGAGGGUUGUUAGGGCUGUACUUGUAGGACAUUCCCGUGUAACAUUGUAUAUUAUAAGCACAGAAACUAAUAACACUAGAUAAUGUGAAGUGUGUAUGUGUGUGUUGGUGAAUUGUGUGUCUAUGAAAGUGUGUUCUAUGGACAGAGGAGAGGCCUGGAGAGUAGAUCACGUUAUUUUAUUUGCUUCUAUCUAUUUCGCACACUUAUUGCUUAGCUUUUUGUUUUGUAAACAGUCCGUUUUUUUGUACAAGUCGGAGGUUGAGUAUAUAAAACAGAAAUAAACAAGCUAUAAAGUCACUAUUCAAAAUCGCAAACAAACUUUCCAUUCAGUGAAAGUGUUUUAUUAUUUUUUUUUUAAAACUGUAUUGCGAACAAACACAUAUAUACAUAUUAUAUAAAUAUAUAUAAAAGAAAUACCUAAUAGAAAUAUAUAUGUACAAUUUUAAAUUUUUUAUGGUGCAAGAGGGGUUGUUUGAACAGGGUACUUCCAUCUUUGGGUUAAAAACUUUCAUUAAAUAUUAGUGAUCUAAUUCAGAUGUUUGUAGGUAUGUAUGGAGCUACAACACCCGUCUAGUGUCUGUUAUGCAUAAAGCAGACAUUAUGGGGGGGUAUUUAUUAAAGCUCAGAGAGGGAUGCAAUUGUAAGAGAUAAAGUACUAGCCAAUCAGCUUCUACCUUACAUUUUACAGGCUGUGUUUGAAAAAUGCCAAUUAGGAGCUGAUUGGUACUUUAUCUCUCCCAAUUGUAUCUCUCUCCAAGCUUUGAUAAAUACCCCCCUAAGUCACAGAUAUCUCUUGCACUGAAAGUAUCUAUUCUUUAUGUUCUUUAAAUAGCAUGUUCUACCCUAGAAAUCACAUUAUGAACAGGAAACAGCACAAAGGAGCUGCUGCUCAGUAGCACUUUAGAAAAUAAAUCUAUUUAAAUAUAGAAUAUACCUAAAAAAAGCAUUAUGCUAUUAAAAUAUAUAUUUAUUUUUUUGGAUGUUCCUACUUCACAUCUUAAAGAUAUUUAUUUAAAAUGCUAUUGUUAGGAGGACUAUGUCAUAAUAUAUUAAGUACGUAGUUUCAAAUUAAUUUUCAAGGGAAAGUGCACACAAUGGCCAUUACUAUGUCUGUGGCAUUAGAAAUGCUGUGUAAUUAUUUUUUCAUUACAUUUCUUGUGCAUUGGUAUCUUAUAGUCGUUAGCACUAGUGAGCUCUGGGCCUUAGUCAGGUUAAUGACUUUGGAUAAACAGCUGUUUAUUUAUUUUGAAACUAUUAAUUUGGUCAUACGUAAAAAUCCCCCCCCCCUCCCCCUGUUGACCACGCAGCAUAUUAACCUUUUAAAAUACAUUUACAUUUAUUAGCUAAGGUUCUAUGGAACCUGUCUAAUAAAGUAACAGUUUAUACUGUAUUCUCACUCUGCAUUCCCGUGAGUUAUAUAGGGGUCUAUUUACUAAGCCUUGGAGAGAGAUAAAGUGGACGGAGAUAAAGCACCAACCAAUCAGCUCCUAAAAAAAAAACAGUUAUGAGCUGGCUGGUUGGUACUUUAAUCUCUCUACAAUGUUUAGUAAAUAGCACCCUUAACAUCUCUUACCAUUGUUUUAUACCACAGAGGUUAAGUACAUGGAAGUAGAUCAGUUUAUUUACUUUCUUUCACAACUGAAAUCUGAAAAUCCUGAGUUUUCAAUCGUUUCCAAUUAAGUGGCUAUCUAACACAUGUAUAGCAAAUAAAAUGAAAUUGGAAGCGAUUUACUAAAGAUGUAAAUCCAGACAUACAUCAUACAAUUAUCUGCCAGAUCUGACUGGUUGGAAUGAAAAUCUGAUAAUGGAUGAGAGCAAAUGACAUUUGACCGUUUGUUCCCAAACAGUGGAAAAUGGACAAAUACUAUUGUUCAUGCAAAUUGGUUAAAUCUGUGAUUUAACCAAUUUAUCUGAACAGUAGUUUUUUUUAUUUUUUUUAUUUAAUUUUCCAGUGUUUGGGAACAAAUUGUUGAUUGUCAUUUGCUUUCAUCCAUUACCAGAUUUCUAUUCCAACCAGUCAGAUCUGGCAAAUUAUCUGCCAGAUAAUUGAAUGGUGUAUGUCUGGCUUAAGUAUUUCAGCAGCUUGGCAGGUCAGUGUUCAUAUCCAAAGAACAAAAACUGCUUUAUGUGCACAAUUAUCAUCCAAUCUCAUUACAGUGGAACAUUCAUUAAAUGCUGCUCCUGCUAUAAGGUCACCACCAGCCCCAAAGUCAUAGAAAGUACAUACAAAAAUUAUUAAAAGGAAUGCAAAGAAUUAGUAUAAUAAUACAAUCAAUUUAUUAAUAAUAGCAAGACAGAUAUAUAUGUGAUUUUGCUCAUGCAAUUCCUUUUUUUUUUUAAAUGUGUUGCGUUUAUUUUUUAAUAAAUUGGUUGAAUGUAUUAUUAUAGUCAUUGUUUGUGCUCCUUUUUUGCUUUUAGUCAUUUUUAGAUAUUUCAUUUUUUUUUCAUAUCCUGACCGUCACAAUAUCCAACUGCUAGUUGGCUCAAUAAACACUGAUCCAAACCAAUAUCUGCCAAGUUGGUGGCCUUUUUUUCUGCCUUUUCUAAAUCACCAUAUUUGAGAAACCACUAAAUCUAACACUCAGGCGCUUUAAGAGAGGAGGAGAGGAGAGGGCCUGUGUGCAGUCUCCAAUUGGGCCCCCUCCUCUCUGGCGUCUCAUUAGACUCUGGCAUUGUGCCAGAGUCUACUGUGCAUGUGCAGGGCUCCAGGAAAAUGGCGUCCUCGCCGUGUUCCAAGGGACAUACAGUAUCUAUUGCACAUGUGUGACUCACAAGUAAAUAGCCGCAUCUGAGAUUUUGCAAGUGAUUUUUGCAGCUGUGCAGCAGGGGUGUGCAGUGAGGUAAAUGGCUGAGGUGGCACUGGCUAGUACCAGAGCCAAAGGGUUCAUAAUGGCAUUAUACACAGGUGCAGCAGUUUUGAUUAGAGAUGUGCGGAAAGGUAGGCAGGAGAGGCACUGCCUCACCUGCCUUUGAAUUUUUACUCCAGAGUUUUAACUACAAAAAUGAUUAGAAUAAUGCAAAGAAGAUAUUUCUUAUAUAUUCUUUGCAUUUUUCAUAUACUUUUUACAGUACAGUCAAAACAUUGGUGUAUGCCGAAGUAUGACAGGAAAGGCUCUGCCUCACUGAACAUCACUGCUGUGCAGCUAACACUGGGCCAAUGGAGAGGUGAGUAUAAUUAAAUGGGUGCAGGGUUUGUGGCCCCAGGGGCCCGUGUGCACCGCACACCUUGCACCCAUUAGAGAUAUGCCAGUGCUAACACUUGUCGUAUAUGAAAUAUGUUUUAAUAUAUAAAUAUUAUGUGUUUCAGGUGCUUGCCAUUACUGUGGCUAUGUGGGCUAAAGCUGUGAUUGUGAGCCGUAUAAUUUCUCUAGAUACAUCAGACUAUCAGUAGUCCAAUUAAGGAGCACUGAAGCACAGGAACAAUAGUUGCAGACAGCUAUUGGAUAUUAAACAUUUAAAUUAUUUCCGAGUAUGGGAACUAAAGCUAAAUAGGCCAUCUUGGUACCACUCCUAAUUCAGGCCAUCUUGGUACACCUCCUAAAUCAGGCUAUACAGUGAUAAAGGUUAGGGGAUGGGUUUAUUGCAACUUCUUUUUUCCAGAACAGGUUCCUUAAUUCCCUAUAGUUCUGCGGAAUUUCCCAUAAUAGUGUUUGUUUCAAAACUGAUUCAGGUGAAAUACACAUUGUACAACUGUAUUAAAUCUUGUGCGCAUUUGACAGUGUUUCUCCUAUAGAUAGAAUAUGUUGGCACACACAAAAAAAGCUACCUCUAGUGACCAGUAGGCAAAACAUAAACUUGUCUAAGUGCUGAAAAGCAUUGGAUUGCAAACAAUUUGAAAAUAGUGGAAAAUUAAGUUGAAUUUCCUGAAAAUACAUCAAAUUUAUUUACAGGGGUCAUUUAUGGUAAGCAAAGGUAUCAUCAAAUUUGUACUUGAUCUUUUGACAUGUCUGAGGCAGUUUUGCUGCUUUACCCCAUGUAUGUGUCCUGCUGAUUUACAUAGUGAUUAGACAACUCAGGGGGAGUGUGGGAACAAAGAGGCAAUUUGUUAUUCAUGUCUCUGUACAUUUUAGUGACGUCACUUUCCUCUAGCCAUGUCUUUACAACAAGCAGUGUUUAAAUUUUGAGAUGUGCACAACUUUGUAUUGCGUAUCUGAAUAUAUGCAUCAUCAAGGCAGGCAUAAAAAGCCAACCUGUUUGUGCUGUGAGAGGGCACAGCGAUCCCUUGUAUUUGGACUACACUCUAAUUAGGCCUAACAUUUGCUCAUGGAUAUAUCAUGCUAACAAAGCUGCCACAUUGAGUUUUGGAUCUUACGCAGUAAACAUGACUCUGGCCACGUGUACCAUAAAACCAGCCCCAACUGCAGAUAUACAGUAGCAUGGUCUCAAAGAUGCCAUCUUUCCACCAUAGUCAUGCUAAGUAACAUGACAAAUGACCAAAACCUUUUGCUAUGUGGUGGACUUUGUUUGCUCAUCAAUGACCUACAUAUUCUCAAAAGGGCAAAUAAUGUACUUUACAGUUAAAAUCUGGUUGGUUGGUUGGUUGGUUGGUUAAUAUAUAUAUAUAUAUAUAUAUAUA